Messenger RNA from Daphnia magna, 2731 nucleotides. RefSeq names its product bicaudal D-related protein homolog. Lineage: Eukaryota; Metazoa; Arthropoda; Branchiopoda; Diplostraca; Daphniidae. The coding region runs from base 470 to 2410 and encodes 646 amino acids. The record is from RefSeq and is a predicted model, not a curated record. The transcript has 7 exons.
CAGGUGUGUCUGCAGUGUAGCGAUGUUCUCCCGGAUCCAGGACUUCAGUACAUUGAGAGCCCUCGGCCAGAGCUGACGUUCGCUAAACCAUUUCCGCCCGGCCCUGUUUUGUUUUUUUUUCGUGCCUGUUUGUGAAAAGAAAAAGGGAACAGGCAAGCAGCUGUACCGGUAGUGCAGAGUGUGUGCGUUUUUCGUUGUUUUUUAUUAUAUCGUGUGUUACCUUGACAACGGCUUGUUUUGACGACUGGACUUACGACAAGCGCGUAGAAAGUCUUUGUUCCUUGUGUGCACAUGACGACAUAUUUCCCUUAAAAAGUUGAGCUUGCCCUGCUCGAAAAAUCAAUCGGAUUAGUUUUGUUGUGCCAUCGUUUUUUUUUUUGUUUUUGUUUUUGUUUCGUUCACAUAUUUUUAUUCUUCUGUUGGCGCUUAUCGGAUAUGAAAACUUGGAGUUGCGAUUCGCUACGAGGCCAUGCCCGGCGAAAAUCGUCAUCAGUCUCGUUCUAAUUUCAACGGUCAUCACAUGUUGGACGAUUACGCCAUCAUGGAACAACAGCAUAAACAUCAGCCUACGGCUGAUCAUUCCGAGCCGGUGGGUAAUGGAAGUCUGCAAGAACUUUACGCUCAGCUGGUCCAGAAGGAGCGCGAUCUCCUGCUGGCCGCCCAACUGGGCAAAGCCUUACUGGAGAAAAACGAAGAACUCGGUCUGCAAAACGAGAAGAUGGCCGAAGAAUACUCGCGGCAGUUGGAGAUUUUGGAGCAAGAAAAGCACGUUUUACGGCGGAAAGUGGACAAUGUCGAGGGCGAAUACGAGUCCAAAGUGUCCGAACUACAGAGCGACGUUGCCGAUUUGAAACGGGCGUUGGACGAGCAGCAGAACAACGUCAAGAUGGCCGAACGGCAAAAAUCGUCCAUCAUUACGCAAUUGACGGAGCAGAACCAGCGACUCACUGCCCAACUCAAAGAGGCGAUGAAAAAUGAAGAGCAACUAAGUGCCCAGCUGCAAGGCUUGCGUGAUCAAUUUAGUUUAAGAAAAUCUAGUCUGCAAGACCACGUCGGCCAUUUGGAAAUCAUGCGAGAAGAGAUCGUGAUGCUGACUGAAAAGAAAACGGAACUGGAAAGACGAUUACAACACCUGCUGUCCGAACGCGAAGGUUUGACGUCCAACCUGGACGAAUCGUCCGACAGGAUCAUGGGCCUGGAACGCCAGUGCCACGAGCAAGAAGUCCACCUACGCGAAACCCACCGUGAAUUGAACGAAUUGCGAGCGGCCAACGGCUCACUUUGCGAGCGAUUGGAAUCGAUCACGAGAAAUUUGUCUUCACCUUCGGCACCGAGUUUCCAUCACCACAGUCAUUCAUUACUAGCCGAAAUGGACCUAUCAGCCACUAGCUCCGGUCAUGGAUCCGCCUCCAGUCCCAACUCUCAUCCCUCACUAACCGGCCAGGAUGAUAUCGAGAUCGACGACAUCGAGUGCGACGAUCCUCAGGGUGAAAAUUCCCUCGUCGUCGAGGAGCAAAACCAAAAGAUGAGACAAGAAAUUAUGGACGCCUGUGUCGCUUUGAGAAGCUUAUGCGAAACGGUGCGCGCCCAAAGACGUCGAGCUUCGUUAUCGCUAUCAUCGAUGACCUCAUCGAAUAGCGGAGGAGGCCAAAAUCCAUCGGUGGGUAGCAAUAUUUCCGUGUUAACGGAAAGCGGUGAUCACAGCAGCAUUCCUCGGCUGGAUGGCAAACAAGACACGGGUCUGCUCAAUUACCUCGUCAAAGAUAUCGAUCAUCUGGUAAGAGGUUCGGCCUGGUUCCAGCUCGACUUCUCUCAAUGCGACCAGUGCGGUCGCAGUCCGAACGACCUCCUUCAACUCGAGUCCGAGUUGCAUUUGACUCAAGAAGCGGCCGACCGGUUGCAACGCAAUUUCGCCGACAAGACGGAGGAAUGCAAGCGUCGCAAUGAGGAAGCCACAUCCUUCAAAAAUCAGUUGACGCUAAAAGAGGUCGAACUGGAAGCGACUCGCGAAGAACGUGACACGGCGCGUCGGGAUGUUAGAGACACUCACCUGGCCAAAGACGAGAUUAUCCGGAGGGCAUGGGAAGUUCGUGAUCAGGCCGUUGCGCGUAAAAAUGCUGCAGAAAUCGAACUGGCCCGUACGCGUAUCGACGUCCUGCAAAUCAACAGUCAAUUAUUAGAAGCCAUUCAACAGAAAGUGGAGCUCAGCCAGCAGCUAGACCAGUGGCAGGUGGACAUGCAGCAGCUGCUCGACGACCAGAUGAAGAGCAAAUUGUCUAAACAGGAAAGGCUUCGCUCGAUGGCUAGUGCCGGUGGAGCCACUCAGCAGUCGCCUGGGACCACCGCUGGGUCCAGCACUUCACCUCAGCAAAGGAAAACCAAGUUCUUGGGUCUUUUCCAACGUUCGUGAACGGCUGCCCGAUGACGUGUAGCCAUUAGCACGCGCAGCUUCAAUUAUUUCUUUCGCCACCCACCUCUUUAAAUUCUGCAUCUGUAACGCUGCAUAUAAUCCCCCCACCCUCCCCGUCCCUCGUGUUUUUAAAGAAACCGUUGUACCAUAUAUUAAUGAUUAUUAUUAUUAACUACUCGGCAUUCGAAUUUAUUUAAAAAAAUUAAGAAAAAAAAGGGUGGAAUGUUUCGUAACUAUAUAAACAUUUAAAAAAAGGGGGGGACGUCAAAAGUCGAUUGUGAGGCAAGUGAAAAAAAAAAAUUAUACAUAAAUACGAAGGCG